Messenger RNA from Rotaria sp. Silwood1, 801 nucleotides. The record is from the annotation of a GenBank genome assembly. Lineage: Eukaryota; Metazoa; Rotifera; Eurotatoria; Philodinida; Philodinidae.
AUGAUACAAUGGCGAAUAGACAAUCAUGUUGAUUUGAUUCUUGAAGAUCAACUCAUGAUGCUUCGAAUGGAUAUCAUUCGAAAAAUGGCUCCGAGCGCUCAUCAUGGCUAUACAAAAGCUGGUCGACCAUUGUUUAUCGAAAAAUUCGGUCUAGUACAAGUGGAUAAGUUAUUGAAUCGAUUUACAUCAGAGGAAUUAAUCCAAUGUCAUAUCUAUUGGCUUGAAUGCUGUUGUCAGCGAGCAAGAGAACGUAGUCGACAACUAGGAAAACAUGUCGAAAAUUUUGCUACGAUUUAUGAUUUACAUGCCUGUAAAGAAAAUGCUAGUGGUUAUUAUCGAACAUCAAGAAUUUUUCUAGCAAAAAUUCUUUGUGAUUUAUUUCCAAUGCGUGUUAUAGCUUCAUUUAUCUUUGCUAUAUUUGCUUAUCGUUUAACUGAUUUUCAACGUUCAAUUAAUCGAUUUCUUAUUUUCUUUCUCACUAUAUUUAUCAAUUCAAUAUUUGGUUCGGCUGUAUGUUUCUUUAUUUCAGCUUGUAUUCCUGUAUUUGCUGUAGUUCUUACUGCAGUUAUACUUUGUUUUAUAAUGAUGAUGGCUCUUAGUGACUUUCUUGUUGAUUUAGAAAAUAUAAAUUUAAAAUUUUGUUUAUCUAAUAAUACUCAUAUAUGUCCAAUGACAGGUGAAAAAGUAUUAACAGAACGUAAUAUUCCACAUAAUACAAAUUGGGAUAUAUGGAAAAAUUUACUUUUUAUAUCUAUUAUGGCUCUUGUAUUUUUUAUUAUGACUUAUAUUCGACUGUUAUGA